AUGAGAACAACAGCAAAUUUUCCUAUUUUUCUGCUGUUUCUUACAGCUUUAACCAGUACAAAUGACUCCCAAUUGGAAGCAAUCAAUUGCAAACAAUUUUCAACUUUGCAAUUAUUUCCGCAUUGCCACAUUUUUAUGAAUACAGAGGAAAACUCACAACAAACCAAAACACUAGAAAUAUAA
This is a messenger RNA of Clunio marinus, 183 nucleotides long. The record is from the annotation of a GenBank genome assembly. Lineage: Eukaryota; Metazoa; Arthropoda; Insecta; Diptera; Chironomidae.